AUGCCAAUCAACAUCACAAUCCACACCAACUGGCUAACCCGCCGCAACAUCCGCCACGCACAGAAUGAGAUCGAGUACGGCACCACCAGCGCUCAGCGGGAUGCCGGCCGUCGCGCCCUGGAGAAGAUUGCAAUGGAAGAGAUCAUGGAGUCCGUCAAGAAAGCUAUCGGUGAUAGCGAUAACGAAAUCAAAUCCGCACCGCCCGCCCCAGCUCGUAAGGCCCUCCAGGUCAGGAUCUAUGUCGAGCCGGACUUUGGAGGUGGGAGGUUGGGUUUGUGGAUCAAGAAGGAGGAUACGGUGCAGCAUCUCAAAAACAUAAUUUUGGAGGAGAUGGAGGUGCCGAUCGAGAGGCAGAGAUUGCUGUAUCUGGGGUCGGAGUUCCAGGAUGGGCAGAGAAUGGAUAGGUACCAUGUCGAUCACGAUGCGGUGAUUGAGUUGAGGGUGCGUAUGGGUUAA
This is a messenger RNA of Fulvia fulva, 456 nucleotides long. RefSeq lists its product as uncharacterized. The transcript has 2 exons. Gene Ontology annotation, molecular function: protein binding. Lineage: Eukaryota; Fungi; Ascomycota; Dothideomycetes; Mycosphaerellales; Mycosphaerellaceae. Bases 1 to 456 code for a protein of 151 amino acids. The record is from RefSeq and is a predicted model, not a curated record.